AUGAAGAUUGUCGUGUUUGCUCUUUUGCUGUCAGCUCAUUGUGAGCUCAUAACAGCUCUGAAAAGAAAACACUUUCAUUUUAGUAAUGCCACGACAUGGACAAAAGCUCAAAGUCACUGCAGAGACAACUAUGAUUUCCUGUCCAGUCUUGAUCGUCAGGAGGAAAUUACAGCGAUAAAUAGCACAAAAACAGAAAGCUGGGUUGGUCUGCAACAGAUCUCAAACAAUUGGCAGUGGAGUGAUGGAGGCAACAGCAGUUUUAUCAUCUGGGCAGAUGGAGAACCAAAUCUGGCAGACCGCUGUGCUACAGUUAAAAAUGGCCUAUUGUAUAACAACCCCUGUAAUGCUUCAUACGGUUACUUCUGUUACAAGUGGGACACUGAACUGAUUGUGGUUAAAGAGAAUAAGAGCUGGGAGGAGGCGUUACAAUACUGCAGGACUCAUCACACUGAUCUGGCCAGUCUGCCAACAGAUUUACAUCUGAUCCAAACCAAACAAGCAACUGCUGAUACAUCAAGUGUAUGGACAGGUCUACGGUUCAUGGCAGGCUCAUGGUUCUGGUUAAGUGGAGAGAAUCUGGGAUACGUUAGUGCCCGGCUGCCAGCAUGUCCUGCUAAAUACACUUACUGUGGAUCUCUAAACCUAAAAACUCAGAGCUGGGAGAACAGAAACUGUAUGGAGAAACUUAACUUUGUGUGCUAUUAGAAAGGAGCGAUUUAAGAAUAUCAAGAGAAAUCUGACAACUGACGGAAUUAUGUCUUAUGUCUAGGUAGCCACUGACUCUAUUCAAACUAAAAAUACACUGUAAAAAUGAUAUUUUAUUUUACCUGCCACACCAAGAAAAAGUAAUUUGAAAAAAAUGUUGUUUGCAUUUCUUAUCUCCUUAUGUCACCAGUAACCUCACUCAAUGUAUAU
This is a messenger RNA of Misgurnus anguillicaudatus (oriental weatherfish), 915 nucleotides long. Lineage: Eukaryota; Metazoa; Chordata; Actinopteri; Cypriniformes; Cobitidae. The record is from RefSeq and is a predicted model, not a curated record.